AUGCAAGUACCCAUUGAUAUCGAAGAAGGAGAAGCGGGCAUUGAAGGCAGUGGACACCUUGGGCAAGUUCUAGGUGCCGUUGAGCAUGGUGGAGAUGGUUUGGGCGAGCUACCCUUUGCCCAUGGUGGAGGUGAGUUGGGCGAGCUGCCCUUUGUUGGUGGAGGUGGUUUGGGCAAGCUAGCCUUUGCUCACCGUGGAGGUGAUUUAGGCGAGCAGACCACAAGGGGCCAGGCAUGUAGCUUUGACUACGUUGUCCACUCGAUGAGUAAAAUGGGCGAGCAGGGACAUGCGAAGCACAGCUUGGCGCAAGCAACCUGGGCGCUCGAACUGCCUGGGCACGCGGACAGCUGGGGCGUGCAGCCUGGGUGCAUGGCUGGGGCACACGAAGAGGAGGCGCAGGGCGAGCAUGCCUUGGGCGUCCCCCUUUGGCUGCUAAUUUUAGGAGUUCAAGCAAGAAGCCUGCUCGUGUUGGGGGCGCGGUGGUCUGGCGUGAUGAGGGUCAAACAUCUCAGGUUGCUGAGUGGAGAGGAGAUGG
Molecule: messenger RNA, 535 nt
Organism: Ilex paraguariensis (yerba mate)
Lineage: Eukaryota; Viridiplantae; Streptophyta; Magnoliopsida; Aquifoliales; Aquifoliaceae
Source: the annotation of a GenBank genome assembly